AUGAUUGCUGCUUUCCUGAAAAAGAACCACAUCUUGUCGCAUUUCACCCCACGUCUCGGAGCGGCGGUUGGUUUGAUUGCACUGUCGAGCUUGAACUAUGGCUUUGACAAUCAGGGCAUUUCGACUAGCCAGGCGAUGACGACGUACAAGAAGCAGUUUGGCGAAUGGGACCCUAGCACCCAAGAGUAUACCAUUCCAACCUUCUGGACAUCGCUCCUGAACAGCCUAAACUUCAUUGGGUUUGCUGUAGGCCUGUUUGUUGGUAGCGUUGUCAGCGCCCGAUAUGGCCGCCGUAUGGCAAUGUUUAGCAUGUCCAUCUGGGCUAUGGUGUCAGCCACAGUCCUCGUCACUUCCCUGAGAAUUGAGCAGGUACUAGUCGGUCGUAUUUUGAACUAUGGAUAUGUUGGCAUGGAGCUUGCUACCUGUCCGCCUUUCCAGGCUGAAAUCAUCCCGGCCCCAAUUCGAGGGUUUGCUGUGGGUACCUAUCAAUGCAGCUUACUACUUGGCGGCAUCAUCAUCAACAGUGUAUGUCGAGGGACGUCUGAAAUUCCCACGAAUGCUGCUUGGAGGACCCCUUUAUUCUUGUUCUACAUUGUCCCAGCAACCGUGGCCACGUGCAUUUGGUACAUCCCAGAGUCUCCCCGGUGGCUACUAUUGCAGGAUCGCUGGGACGAAGCCCUUGAGUCGUUACGCAGCCUACGCGGUGAUGAGAGGGAAGGCUAUGAUCCAAGACAAGAACUUGCUCUCCUACAGAGGUCACUGUCGGAGGAACAGAACCAGGGAACAUAUUCCGACCUAUUUCGAGGCAGCAAUUGCAAACGAACCUUGAUAGCCAUGGGUAUGAACUUUUUUAUUCAGGCUACAGGAUCCCCAUUCACCGCUGCUUAUUCGACUUUGUUCGUCCAAUCGCUAGACUCUUUAAAUGCAUUUGAUUAUUCAAUAAUGAGCUCUUGUAUCAACACUUUCUGCUGCAUUGUGUCCAUCUCCAUUACCGACAAGAUCGGGCGCCGGCCCAUCUUAUUGCUAGGUUCAACUCUGCAGAUAUUAUGGCUAUUCACCAUGGCAGGCAUAGGACUUCACCACCACCCGUCAUUAGUUCAAAAGCAAGUAGUUAUCGCCGCGACAGCCCUGUCCUCGGCCAGCCUGUGUUUCAGCUGGGACCCAAUGAACUAUAUUAUUACGACAGAGCUUCCUGCAUCAAGACUUCGUGAUAAAACUCAACGCAUCGCAUCAAUUGUUAACAUUCUUACCAAUUUCACCUUCUCCUUUACCACCCCAUACCUACUCAAUGCCCCAUACGCAGAUCUUCAAUCGAAAGUGGGCUUCAUCUUCGGGGGUCUCGCUAUUUGCUCGCUCCUGUUUGCAUAUUUCUGUGUGCCUGAAAUGAAAGGCCGGUCACUAGAAGAAAUCAACCAGAUGUUUCAAGACGGUGUUCCUGUGCGGAGCUUCAAGGAUUAUAGUGCCGAAGAAUCUCUGGCGUGGGCUGAAGCUAGCGGCAAAACGCUGGGAGGGACGACCUUGGGCUUGAAAUUGACACACAUAGAGAGAGUUCCAGUGGAGAGAUCAUAG
Talaromyces proteolyticus is the source of this 1569-nucleotide messenger RNA. Its product is annotated as putative sugar transporter. The coding region runs from base 1 to 1569 and encodes 522 amino acids. The transcript is spliced from 3 exons. Gene Ontology annotation, molecular function: carbohydrate:proton symporter activity. Gene Ontology annotation, biological process: transmembrane transport; carbohydrate transport. NCBI's taxonomy places the organism in Eukaryota, Fungi, Ascomycota, Eurotiomycetes, Eurotiales, Trichocomaceae. Gene Ontology annotation, cellular component: membrane. The record is from RefSeq and is a predicted model, not a curated record.